This is a messenger RNA of Arachis duranensis, 1059 nucleotides long. RefSeq names its product endo-1,3;1,4-beta-D-glucanase. The record is from RefSeq and is a predicted model, not a curated record. The coding region runs from base 110 to 829 and encodes 239 amino acids. NCBI's taxonomy places the organism in Eukaryota, Viridiplantae, Streptophyta, Magnoliopsida, Fabales, Fabaceae. The transcript has 7 exons. Gene Ontology annotation, molecular function: hydrolase activity.
AAGUAUAUUUUUAGGUAAUCAGUAAAAAAUUUUGUAAGCACCAAAAAUUUCACCUUCUAUAAAUAAGUAGAUAUUAGAAUUCAGAACCAGAAAACCCCCUCCAAAAACAAUGGCAGGUGCAGAGUGCUGCUCAAACCCUCCUACCCUGAACCCAAAUGCAGGAAUAGGCCAUGUUGAAAAGUUUGCUGGUCUUGAUUCCUAUCUCACCGGCUCUUCUCACUCCAACCUCGCCGUUCUUCUCAUCUCCGAUGUUUUUGGGUAUGAAGCACCAAAUCUAAGGAAGCUUGCAGACAAGAUUGCGGCUUCUGGUUACUAUGUGGUUGUUCCGGACUUCUUUUAUGGUGAACCCUAUGAUCCUCAGAAUCCUAACAGACCUAUAGGAGAGUGGCUAAAAGAUCAUGGAACGGAUAAAGGUUUUGGAGAUGCAAAACCCGUUGUUGAAGCCUUAAAAAGUAAAGGUAUCUCUGCUAUUGGUGCAGUUGGUUUUUGUUGGGGUGCUAAGGUUGUGGUUGAACUUGCAAAACCUAAACUUAUCCAAGUUGCUGUGCUGUUACAUCCAACAUUUGUCACUGUUGAAGAUAUCAGUGCUGUUGAUAUUCCAAUUGGCAUUCUUGGAGCUGAAAUAGAUCAAGUUUCCCCUCCAGAACUUAUAAAGAAGUUUGAACAAGUCCUGAAGGCUAAACCUCGGGUUGACAGUUACGUUAAGGUAGUUCCAAAGGUGGCACAUGGUUGGACUGUGAGGUAUGACCCUCAAGAUUCAAAAGCAGUGAAGGAUGCUGAGGAGGCUCAUCACUUUGUUUUGGACUGGUUUCCUAAACAUCUCAAGUGAGAAAUUGUGUCAAGAAUAUAUCACUUAUGUUUCAUUGCUUGUUGGACAUGAAUAUUACGUUCAUCUAUCGUUAUUAAACUUAUGAUAUGAUGCUGCUCUCCGUGGUUUAAGAUAUCAAGGCAUAUAUAUGUUUUGAUGUUUAACACUACUAUGAUUGUUCCUUGUUUCUUUAUAGUAACUUGAACUAUUUCUCCAUGUUUAUGUUUAUACAUAAUGGUUUUCAACCGAAA